Fomitopsis serialis is the source of this 1827-nucleotide messenger RNA. RefSeq names its product PARP-domain-containing protein. Gene Ontology annotation, molecular function: NAD+ poly-ADP-ribosyltransferase activity. The coding region runs from base 148 to 1719 and encodes 523 amino acids. Lineage: Eukaryota; Fungi; Basidiomycota; Agaricomycetes; Polyporales; Fomitopsidaceae. The record is from RefSeq and is a predicted model, not a curated record. The transcript is spliced from 23 exons.
AAGGCGAGUGCGAGUGCGAAGCGCGGGAGGGCUGCGUCGGACGAGGAGGAGGACGAGGAGCCCGAGGCGAAGAAAGCGAAGACGAGCGGCGCUGACGAUGGCAAGGGCGGCGGCGGCGCGUCGCAGAAGUCGGAUCCGCCUGCGAAGAUGGUGACGGUGCUGAAGCGCGGGGCUGCGCCGGUCGACCCGUGCUCGGGCUGGGUGGAUACGCACCAAGUCUUGGCGACCCCGGAGGGUGUCUGGGACGCGACACCGAACCAGACGGACAUCGGGAAGAACGCAAACAAAUUCUACGUCCUGCAGGUCCUGCACCCCGUCGGCAACGAAGCAAACUGCACGCUGUUCACGCGCUGGGGCCGCGUCGGCGAGAACGGGCAGCAGCAGAAGAAGCCUGGGAUGUCCGCAUCGGCUGCCGUGAGCGCGUUCAAGGCGCAGUUCAAGGCGAAGGCCGCGGUGAACUGGGAACAGAGGCAUGGGAUGGUCGCGAAAAAGGGAAAGUAUCAGUGGAUAGAACGUAUUUUCGAGGACGAAGGACAGGAAGAUAGGGUGGAAGGUAGCUCGAAAAAGGACGAGGAGCCGGAGAAGAUCCCCGACUCCACUCUCCCGCAAGAGAUUCAGGCACUAUGCAGACUGAUGUUCUCCGCGAAGCUCAUCGAUGCUACGCUGUCUUCGAUGAACUACGACGCGAACAAGCUGCCCCUUGGAAAACUGGCCAAGUCGACCAUUCUCAAUGGGUUUGCCGCUCUGAAGACCCUCUCAGAGGUCAUCUCGCAGCCGGAUAGUGACACGGCGAAGCAAUAUGGUGGCUUCCGCUCUGCAGUCCAAGAACUGACUGGCCGCUACUACUCCAUGAUCCCGCAUGUAUUUGGGCGCAACCGUCCGAUUACCAUCGACUCAUUGCCUCUGUUGAAGAAGGAACUGGAACUCGUCGAUGCGCUAGGAGACAUGGAAGUAGCCUCGAAGCUUAUUUCGUCCACGGUCCCCAAAGACGCGAGCGGCAAGCCCCUCAACCCACUGGACCACAACUUCCUGUCCCUCAAUCUCUCCAAGAUGGACCCGGUCUCGCGGAGCAGCAAGGAGUUCAGUGCGCUCGAGGCGUACACUCGCGAUACGCGCGGCGCGACACACCGCCAUUCCCAGGUGCACGUUCAGAAUGUGUUCCGCGUUGAGAGACAGGAUGAGACGGAGGCGUGGAUGAAGGCUGGGAACGAUAAGGUUGCGGACGGAGAGCGUCUCCUGCUCUGGCAUGGUUCCCGUUCGACUAAUUUUGCAGGUAUUCUCAGCCAAGGUCUGCGGAUUGCUCCUCCGGAAGCUCCCGUCACUGGUUACAUGUUUGGCAAGGGAGUUUACUUCGCCGACAUGAUGUCAAAGUCCGCCAAUUAUUGCCAUGCAUACCUGAGUGAUAACACGGGUAUCCUCCUCCUGUGCGAAGUUGCAGCGAAGCCUUUCUACGAACAGUUUGAUGCCAAUCACAACGUCGACCAGGACUGCAAGAAGGCUGGUGCGAGGUGCACUAAAGGUUGCGGGCGUACUCCUCCCGGGGAGUGGCAAGACGCAGGCGCCACUUUAGAGAACGAUGCACUCAAAGGCUGCGCUAUGCCGAAGGGACCUGGUAAAGACGUCCAGAACAUCCAGGGCUAUCUGCAGUACAACGAGUAUAUCGUGUACGAUACGUCGCAGGUUCGCUUGCGCUACCUCCUAAUGGUCAAGAUGAAUUAGUAGCAUGCUCCUCUCAUUCGCCAGCGGACAUUGACAGUGCGAGAUCUAACACGCGGUACAAUACAUUGUUUAUCUAAAUUGUGCCCAACGGGAUGUCAUGUUGCUCUU